AUGUCGUACAUAAGGUCACUGUUAGACCAGCAGGAUAGCCAAGAAGACUCUACUGACCCUGAAACAAAUUCUUCGACCUCAUCUGCCGGCUCGGGCCUGCUGUGUGGUCUACAGCACAGCCAAGCCCGGCGCACAGACUCUUUCUUCCGCGAAUCCUUUAACUCCCCGAAGGCCACAGCGCGCUCGACAAACUCACCGCCCAAGAUGGACUCCAGAGUGUCAGUAUACAGUCAGGCUGCAAGUGGCACAACAUUAGAAAAUGACCAAGCUACGAUUACACAACAUUCCAGACCGUUCCUACCCGCAUUGAUGAGCUCCUCCCGGACGCUGGCAAAUCGGAGAAGCGUCGCUACACAGAGAGACCACGAUAGUCAGCCGCCACAGAGCGGCGGAUCCUCGAGUAUGGAAUCAACCCACACACAAGUACCAAGCCCAACAGACACUUUAUUAUCUGAUUCGCGGUCACCAGCUAAAUCGAUAUCCAGCAGAGGCAAGCCCGGACUAAGCAACUAUCGCUUACCGAAUAAUAGCUUUGCAGAAAGCCUUGAGUCCCAUGUGCCUGUGCACCAGCAGAACACAUCUGCAUCGUCCAGCGAUAAUAUGCGAGUAGAUAGUCAUAAAACCAUGCCUGGUUCCUACCUACUUUCGGAUCGCAUCGCCCAGGAGCCCAUCGAGGAAGAACAAGAAAGCGACACAGAUAUGUAUACUACCGCUCGCUACAGCUUUUCAAGCAAAAGAGGGUCACACAUGGCCCACAACGUUCCCUAUGUUUUCCGGACCACCUCAAACUGGGCCACAUUAUCCACGGCCCCCGAUGGAUCUAUCGCUUCUCUAGUUGAAGCCUCAAACAUAAUGCAUGACACGCUAGAAAAUGAAGCUAAGGCUUCGCAAACAAGCAAAAGUUCGCGGCACGCUACCUCUGAACACGGCUCUCCGCAGAAGGAAGCGGCGACCAAAGGCAGCAGGAUAUCGCUGCCACUGCAAUCCCUGCGCAGCAAGAGCGACAAGGGGGAACACACCACGCCGUCCUCCAAGCCAAAAUCGCGGCACGGUAGCCGCGACCUCAACGUGCACUCCAAGGCCGCCAGUGCGAGCCCCGCGAGCGGUCUCGACAGCUCGCCGCAGAGCAGCGCGAUGUCCUCAGACCCCCUUCUCGCGCGGCCCCAGCGAAGCCGCAGCAAAAGCAUGGACUCGGCGGACUACGAACUCCAGCAGAUCUACCAGUACUAUGAGUACAAGGGCAUUCGUCGCCACAUGAUGGACCUAGAAAAGGGCUGCACCACUGUCCGCGAAACCGACAGCGACCAGUUCAGCCCCUCACAGUGGACCAAGUCCACCCUUUUCAGCAUUCCGCGCGUCAUGCUCAUCCUGUUCUUCGGGCUUUUCAUUCCGCCCCUUCUAUUUAUGAUUGGCGGAGGCACGUAUUCGGGCGUCUCCGAUCGCAUUCUUAUAAAGAUGAUCAUUCACAAGGCCCAUCGCCACAAGGCCGACCGUGGCUAUCUCUGGGAUGUCGAUGUACGAUGGUUCCGCCGCCUCGCCAUCGCCGUGGGCGUCGUCGAACUCCUCACCAUUAUAGCGCUGAUAGGCGUGGGCUUCGGCCUGGGCCUCGCCACAGAAUAG
Messenger RNA from Eremothecium gossypii ATCC 10895, 1620 nucleotides. RefSeq names its product ACL193Cp. The record is from RefSeq and is marked provisional. Lineage: Eukaryota; Fungi; Ascomycota; Saccharomycetes; Saccharomycetales; Saccharomycetaceae. The transcript has a single exon. The coding region runs from base 1 to 1620 and encodes 539 amino acids.